Ceutorhynchus assimilis (cabbage seed weevil) is the source of this 4137-nucleotide messenger RNA. NCBI's taxonomy places the organism in Eukaryota, Metazoa, Arthropoda, Insecta, Coleoptera, Curculionidae. The record is from the annotation of a GenBank genome assembly.
AUCGAGCUGGGUUGCUGCGCAGGAGCUGCUCAGCUCGGUUGCUGCCAACUUCUCGCUUGCUGCCAACUUCUCGCUUGCCCUUUGCCCUGCGUUCAGUUCAGUUUUAGUUUGCAUAAACUUUGAACUAAAGAUUGCAAAUUUUAAGGUUAUUUUAUUUGGAUUGUGUAUUUAUUUAUUUUUUUACCGGUUUUUUAUUUUGUCUUUUACUACUGUGCUGUGAACUAUAUUUCGACGAUUUUUCUUCGUGUAUUUUAAAGAGUUUUUAUUUUUUUCGUGAAUUGUGUUUCUAGAUAUAUUUUUUUUUACAACAAAAUGAGUUCGAAAAGAAGAAGAAACGACCCAAACAAUAACGACGAACCAGUUGCCAAAAAAACCAAAUUAAAUAUUUCCAAAGCAAAAUCGGAAAGAUGCGACCAAUGCAAGCAAAACUUUGAUAACAUACCUCUGUACAACGGACAUCCUGACAAAUCCAGUGAAGAAUUUAUCGCAUUGACUGACGAAAAAUUGUCCAUUUUCACUGAUCAAGAUGAUUUUCCUACUCAUAAAAUCACUCAUUUCAGCGUUUAUGAUGAGAAAGGCCACUUAUGCGGCUUCGAUGCAGGAUUAAUUGAGGAAAAUGUGAGCCUUAGAUUUUCUGGAUAUAUUAAAAAAAUUGACGAAGAUGAUUCUAGUAUAAUAAAUGGCGUUCCUGCUUAUGAUCUGGGACCCAUUUUAGAAUGGUACACGAUAGGCUAUGACGGUGGUAUAACACUGGCUAUAAGUUUCUCUACUGAAUUUGCCGAAUACAUUUUAAUGGAACCCAGCCAAGAGUAUUCUCCAAUUUUCGAUAAAAUACGAAAAAAAAUCAAAAUAAUGAAAGUGGUCAUUGAUUUUCUAUUAGACAAUUACAUGGACGAUCCAUCGUAUGAAGAUUUAGUGCGUCAUCUCGAAAGUAUUGGGGAAAGCGAGGCUGUUGAGGAUUUACCUAUACACUAUGCACAAUUCGUUUGCGAUCAGGUUGUAAAUGUGGAUAAAUCGUCUGAAGAAGAAAAACCUUUGAUUUCAUUACCGUGUAUGAGAUCUUUGGUAAAACUAGCUGGAGUGACUUUUAAGAAAAGAAAAUCAGCAUUAAAAUUAGAAACUAGAGGUUUUAAAACCAAAAAACCAAGUUGGACUCGAGCUGUUACAACAAAAUUCGUACAUGAAUUUUUCGGAAAACUAUUUCCCGAUCAACUGGACAAUGACGAUAAAAUAAUCAAGAAAAUCAAGAAACAAAAAUGUGGCAUUUGUGAGGCAUGCCAAUCUCCAGAUUGCGGCGAAUGUUCCUCGUGCAAAGAUAUGCCGAAAUUUGGCGGAACCGGAAAAUUGAAGCAAUCUUGCAAACAGAGAAACUGCCCAUAUAUGGCAAUAAUGGCUGCAGAAAUUUCGGAUAACGAAGACGAAAUAGAUGAUAAAAUUAAAACCAAAAAAAGCAAGCAAUAUUGUAAAAAAAUUAUUCACAAAAAUAUUAAAUGGGGGGCAAAAGCUGAGAACAAAUUUAAAGGUUUUAACAGCUAUUCAUCUGUGACUGUUGGUGAUAUGGAAAUAAAAGUAGGAGAUUUCGUAACUAUCAAAUCCGAACCUCCAAAUGAACCCUUAUGGGUAGUCAAAGUUGUUGCCAUGUAUGAAAACUCCUGGAAAAAAUCUCAAUUUCAUGGUCUGCUGUUCUGUAGAAGCAAAGACACCAUUCUGGCAGACACUGCUGAGCCUCAAGAAAUAUUUUUGGUUGAUGAGUGUGACGAUUUAUAUUUGGGCAGUAUUUUCAGAAAAGCAAAUGUAAAAUAUAUUAGAAUGUCAGAUAACUGGUCUGAGUUAGGAGGAACUUAUAGUUCAAUUGAGCAACUGGAAGAUAAUGGCGAAGAUUUUUAUUUCUCUAAGAGAUUUGAAAAUAAACUGAGCAGAUUUGUUGAUAUUAAAGAUGAAGAAAUAAAUGAAGAGGGAUGUAUUUCUUGCAAAAGGAAAGCCAAAGAUAAAAAAUAUGUCAAUCCAGACUAUGACAAACCUGAAAAUGUGAUUAAAUGGAAAAAGGAUGCCUUCAAAGUUGGCAGUGGAGUUUUGCUUAAACCAGAGGUUUAUGAAUUUACCACAGCAUUUCCUGAGCCUACCUAUGAAUUGAAAUCCAACGUUGACCCAAUUAUUUAUCCAGAGUACUACAGGAAAAAAUUUACUGAUAGUGUGAAAGGGUCAAAUGUCAAUACCCCAAGACCCUUUAUUGUUGGCAUUAUAGAAGAAAUAUUGAAUAAGAAAGAUGACAUAGAAAUAUCUGUGAGAUUAUUUUGCCGGCCAGAAGAAACAGGAAGCCGACUUUCAAGUUACACAUCAGAUUUGACAUUAGUUUACUGGACAGGAAAGGUAAUAACAACAUCCUUUAAAAACGUAACAGGAAAAUGUUACGUCACUUUUUCUGAUAACGUCCAGUCCGUGUCUAAAUGGUCUCAUGAAGGACCCUUGCGGUUUUAUUUUGGAAAAAUGUUUGAUUUAAAAAACAAAGAGUUUUGUGAAGUUCCUUUAAGUGCGCAAAGGAUAGGGACUGUUGGAAAAGGAGGUAAAUCAAAAAGCAAAGUUUUCACAAGUAAAUACGCGGAACUGCCUCCAGCAUGGGAAAAACUUCAGCAACCUCUUAGAUCAAUGGAUAUUUUUGCCGGUUGUGGUGGACUAACAGAGGGCUUGCAUCAGUCUGGAGUUUGUGAUACAAAAUGGGCUAUUGAAUUGGACAAGACGGCAGCAGAAGCUUUCAGGAAAAACUUUCCGGAUGCCAAAGUAUUUACUCAAGAUUGCAAUAUGAUAUUGAAAGAUAUUCUUGAUGGUAAGGCAGCAGAAAAAGGUUUGCCAGUCAAAGGACAAGUCGAAAUGUUGGUAGGAGGACCGCCAUGUCAAGGGUUUUCAGGAAUGAAUCGUUUCAGCGCGGGUCAAUACUCACGUUUCAAAAACUCACUUGUUGCAACUUACCUCAGUUUUUGCGAGUAUUACAGGCCCAAAUACUUCAUGUUAGAGAACGUCAGAAAUUUUGUUUCAUUUAAAAAAGGCAUGGUUCUGAAACUGACGAUUUCGUGUUUAAGCAAAAUGGGUUAUCAAGUUACUUGGGGUAUAGUGCAAGCUGGUCAUCACGGAGUUCCACAAACUAGACGCAGAUUAAUUUUAAUGGCAGCAGCGCCAAACUACAGUCUACCCAGGUAUCCAGAACCACUGCAUGUGUUUAAUAAACGUGGUGCAUUAUCUUUUGUAAUGGAUAAUUCCAAAUAUUCAAGCGGUUGCGAGUGGACAGAAUCUGCACCAUUUAGAACGAUUACCGUUAAAGAUGCCAUGGGAGAUCUUCCAGAAAUCAAGAACGGAAGCAAACAGGAACAAAUGCGAUAUGAUUCUGAGGCCUCCUCUCAUUUUCAAAGGUUAAUGAGAGGUCCAGAAGAGUCUCUGGUCAGAGACCAUGUAUGCAAAGAAAUGACUCCAAUAGUGGAAGCUAGAAUUGCUCAUAUUCCUACUGCUCCCGGUUCCGAUUGGCGUGAUUUACCAAAUAAAGUCGUUAAAUUGAAUGACCAAACUAGCACAACUAAAUUAUUGUAUCCCUACAAAACAAAAUCACAGAAGUUAAAGGACCCUUUCAAAGGUGUAUGCCGUUGCGCAACAGGACACCAAUGCGAUCCAACUGACAGACAAUCCAAUACUUUGAUUCCUUGGUGUUUACCUCACACCGGAGACAGACAUAGUCAAUGGGCAGGGCUCUAUGGACGUUUAGAAUGGUAUGGAUAUUUCAGCACUACAAUAACUAAUCCUGAACCAAUGGGAAAACAGGGCAGAGUUUUACAUCCAGAUCAAAAUAGAGUAGUAAGCGUGCGUGAAUGUGCACGUUCUCAAGGAUUUCCGGAUAAGUUUCAAUUUCAAGGAAGUAUUUUGGAUAAACAUAGACAAAUCGGUAACGCUGUACCGCCUCCAAUGGGCCUGGCGUUGGGCAGGGAAAUACUGAAAGCUCUUAAUGAGAAUCUUUAAGUUUUUUAUAUUUUUUGUAUUUUGAAUUUUUAUUUAUUUUUUACUUGUUUCUGUGUUCCGGAAGAACCUUUUUUUUAUUUUUUAUUUAGAAUAAACUUUUAUUUUUUUGACGAUUUUUCAAAGAAAAUUUGUAGU